UCCUUAUUAAAUUUACAGUUUCUGCUCUUAACCAGACAAGCAAGCCAAGAAAUUCCAUGAAAAUGAAUGCAGAGAUACUUGCCCUUACUGGAGCUGCCCUAGGUACAAUCGUUUUAUUAUUUCUUAUCUGGUUCACAGUUUUCUUUUAUUGCAAAAGGAAAAGAAGCAGUGAAGAGCACAUGAUUCCCAUGCCGGAAGGCAUUUGCCGCCAUUUUACAGCUAAAGAGAUAAGAAACGCCACCACCAACUUCGACAGAGAUCUUCUAAUCGGAGAUGGAGAAUUUGGUAGAGUAUUCAAAGGUUACUUGGACAGUGAAAAAACCACACCAUUAGCUAUUAAAGCUCUUAAACCUAACUCAAGCCAAGGAUCUGAUCAGUUCUGGGCAGAGAUUGAGACGCUUUCGAAGCUCCGUCAUCCUCAUCUCGUAUCUCUGAUAGGUUACUGCAAUGAUCAACGUCUCAUGGUCCUCGUUUACGAGUACAUGGCCCACGGAACUCUGCGUGAUCAUCUUUAUCAAAGUCAUAAUCCUCCACUCCCAUGGAAACAAAGGCUAGAGAUUUGCAUUGCAGUAGCACGCAUACUUCAUUAUCUUCAUGCUGGCGAUUCACAUACCAUAAUACAUCGAGAUAUAAAGACUUCUAACAUUUUGUUAGAUGAAAAAUUGUACUUUCAAAAGAAUACUUCCAUCCGGUUUUGAAACUGAGUUUAAAUUUAUAAUAUUUCACAUGUAUAAUUAAAAACCACUUUAGGAUAUUGUAAUCUUAACACCGACAUUUUGAAUUUGGCCUCCAAAAGAAAAAGAAUGAAAAUUCUUAGGGAAGUCACCAUUGUGGUUACA
Jatropha curcas is the source of this 839-nucleotide messenger RNA. The record is from RefSeq and is a predicted model, not a curated record. NCBI's taxonomy places the organism in Eukaryota, Viridiplantae, Streptophyta, Magnoliopsida, Malpighiales, Euphorbiaceae.